Geodia barretti is the source of this 776-nucleotide messenger RNA. NCBI's taxonomy places the organism in Eukaryota, Metazoa, Porifera, Demospongiae, Tetractinellida, Geodiidae. The record is from the annotation of a GenBank genome assembly.
GCACAAGCAGAGACCGGUCGGUCGGAGCUAAUAUCUUGACUGUUCAGGCUUUUUGCUGCUGCGAAGAAGACGUGGAUCUCUGCACCAGUAGCGAUUAGUUCGAGCCGGCAAUUCGUGCUGGCUUACCCGUCGUCUUCCUACGAGAGAUAGAGACGAUAUUCGGCAAGACGGACAGAGAGUGAAAGAUAUCAGGGACCUCAUCAGAGUUAUAGUGUGGCAAACAGACAAUGCCUCCCCCACCCCCUCCCCCUCCUCCGCCUCCUCCCCUUCCUACCUCAGCUGGGGGGCCCCCAGCUAAGAAACAGCUCCCACCUCCCCCCAUCACAAACGGCAGGGGCCCUCCCGUCAGAAAUUCAGUACCCCCGGCCCCCGCUCCCAAACGAGUGUCGAGAAACGUACAAUCGAAAGUUCCCCUCAUGCCCUCUUUCGCAUUGCCAGGCCUAGCUGGAGCCAGAAAUUCAUCAGUUGGGGGUCCACACUCCCCUAAGAACUCUUCGCCAGGGGGACCGCCAAACCCCCCUCCUCGUCUGCCCCCCGGUGGAGCUCCCCCAGUAACGAAAGGGGGCCCCCCACCGCCGCCACCACCAACUAGAAUUUCUUCAGCGGUUCCUCCACCGCCCCCACCCCCACCAAUUGGGGGUCCAGUAUUGCCAGCUGGGGGGCCACCGCCUCCCCCUCCUCCAAUCGCGGACGGCGGACCCCCUCCUCCUCCUACCCCUCCCCCUGUAUUGACAUGGGGUCCUCCAGAAUUCCCCACAGGGGUUCCACCGCCCCCU